Molecule: messenger RNA, 1028 nt
Organism: Pisolithus orientalis
Lineage: Eukaryota; Fungi; Basidiomycota; Agaricomycetes; Boletales; Pisolithaceae
Exons: 1
Coding region: 111-764 (217 amino acids)
Source: RefSeq, a predicted model, not a curated record
GUCUCCUAGCCGAAAUCAUAUCGCAGUCUGGGGAUAUUUCGGUUUUGGAUUGGGUCGGAGAGGCGUCACAGUUUCAUAGUUGUUUCCCUGUUCACAUUGCCUCGUAUCAAAUGCUACCGUUGCCUCCACCCCAACCCAACGCAGAAGAACAGUCGUCAUCAGCGAGUCAGCAGCCUACGUCAUCAUUCGGAAUACUGCGAAGGCUGCAUGGCUCACUCACUGCGCCGCCCGUCCCCCAGUUUCGCAACCGCUCCCCGACACCGCCAAGCACUGCCCAGCGUUUUCCGGCGGUCCAGCCGCAAACCCCAGAUUCGUACGCACCACGCGACGUGUAUAGCUUCCACGCACUUCUUCGGGCACCCCUUCCGUGGUUUGUCAACCGCCGUCUUUCGCUACCAUGCAUUGCCCAUCGUGUUAGAGAUAUUCGGCUGACAGGUGCAGAUCCAUCAGCGCCAAGUUACACGUACAAGAUCCAGGCGUCCGGUCUGAGGCCACUUACGAUCGUACUGCCAGAGGAGUUGGAAGAUGUAACAAAGGUUGUUCGCCCUUGGCACUGGAAGUUGCUUGGACCAUCCGCCGAACUCAGUGCCGUCACCGAAGAGCAGCUGGUUGUUGCGCUGGAGAGGUCAUUUAACGCUCUUCUGUUAACUCAACUACCUCGCAACGAGCACAAACGGAACGUGUCUUCUGCCCUUAUUAUUGCUCAACCCAUAGACCGGGCUAGCAUCCUGAAAAGCAGAGUUAGGAUAUUCACUAUUGCGUAGACGAAGCGCGCAUCGGAAAUCGAGUCGAGAGUCUCAGUACUCGCUCUCAGCCGUUUCAAAUUUGUUCUUAGUUUCCGUCUGACGUUGACUGUUAUAUGUAUAUGGCCAAUUCACCUGCACAUGCACAACUCUUGUACAACCCAUUCCCAUGUGAUAGAUGAAUGACCCUCUAUAUGUAAAGUUGUUUCCGCGGCGACCGCACUCCCACCAACAUGAUCUGGGUUUCACGCUACAACUCUGCUUAGCUCCGGGUGUCUCGAUGUG